Molecule: messenger RNA, 1017 nt
Organism: Coniosporium apollinis CBS 100218
Lineage: Eukaryota; Fungi; Ascomycota; Dothideomycetes
Exons: 3
Coding region: 1-1017 (338 amino acids)
Source: RefSeq, a predicted model, not a curated record
AUGCUCGUCAUCCCUUUGAUCUUGGCUGCCGGUAGCCUACCGACAUUCGUUUUCGGGGCACCAGUCCCUUUGACUGCUUCCUCGCGCUCCGCCCUGACGGAUGCUUCCACUCGUUCUCUGGUCGAGCGUGCCGGAGAUGCGUAUAGAACCUACGGCGGCUUCGGCACUGUAGCCAAUGGCUGGCCUGAUUAUAACGCCUGGGUCUCCAACUUUGACGAGAUGUUCAAUAACAACCGCGGAGUGAUGCGAGGUUCCUGCUCGCAGUUUGGGGUUCCCAACAACUCAGAGGCCGAGACCAACGACAUCUACGCCGCGAUCAAGCAAGUUGCCGGCGAGACCGGCCUCGACGCCCGCUUCAUCCUCGCAACCAUGAUGCAAGAGAGCAACGGCUGCGUCCGUGCUCCAACCACCAACUGGGGCGUCCGCAACCCGGGCCUGAUGCAAGACCACAACGGCGCGGCCACAUGCAACGAAAACGGUGUACAGAACCCCUGCCCCCGGAACACGAUUAUCCAGAUGAUCCGCGACGGCGCAGCCGGCACACCCUACGGCGAUGGGCUCAAACAGCUCGUCGCUAAGACUGGCGCUUCAGACGUGUCCAAGUACUACAAAGCCGCGCGCAUGUACAACUCCGGCUCUAUCGCCGCGGGUGGGAACCUGGGCCAGGGCGGCGCAACGCACUGCUACGCCUCUGACAUCGCCAACCGCCUCACAGGCUGGGUCACCGUCCCGCGCACCUGCAACGAAGCGACGAUCGGCGGCAUGACUGGUACUGGUUCCGCUGGAAAUGGUAACACUGGCAACACCGGUGGUGGCGCGACUUCGCCGACAGGUCCGAGGGCGCCGGGUGCUUCCGGCGCUUGCACGCAAUGGUACACGGUUCAGAGCGGCGACCAGUGUGGGAUUAUCCAGCAGCGGUUUGGUAUCUCGAUGCAGCAGCUUAUGGCCUGGAACACGGGGCUUAGUGGUGAUUGCUCCAACCUCUGGCUGGGAUACAGCUACUGUGUUCGCGCGUAA